Molecule: messenger RNA, 910 nt
Organism: Amoebophrya sp. A120
Lineage: Eukaryota; Dinophyceae; Syndiniales; Amoebophryaceae
Source: the annotation of a GenBank genome assembly
AUGCUGCGGAGCGUUAUGGUGCCAAAGCCCGGGGCCACCGCCACGAGGGCAAGUUGUGUAGCCGCCUCAUCGGCGGCGUUGAGCUCAGUAUUGGCAAGAGACUCUCUCGCAUGUUGUACAUGCGUCUUCACUAGAAGCAUCUGCCGCACCAGUAUUCCGAAGAUCACAAGCAUGGGCUUGAAAACCUCAUCCACGCGUUCAACAUCUUCUUCAUCAAGCCGCCGCUCCUUUUCGUCCGCAAACCAUGGGGACAAGACGGGGUACAAGCACUUCCUGCAGCAAUUUCUGACGUCGCAGAAAGACCAGCUGUGCCACCCCGCGAUUCCCAUUCUGGUUUUCGGCCUCGCGGCGGUCGAGCUCGCCAUCUAUUGGAAGCGGAAUCGAAAUAUCAAAUGUAAAAAUGUCUGGGUCUGGAAGAUUGCCAGGUUUGUCAUGCACAUGGUGCAUGACUCCUGAUGUCUGUGAUGCAUGCCCUAGCAUCACAGAUUUUGUGAGGGCUUCCUGAUGCCUAUACCGCAUGACAAAUGCUCUGUCCGUGUAGCAAAACUUGGACACUCUUUGCUGCUCAUGCAACACAAAUUUUUUUAGAAUCCAAAAUCAGCAUGACAAGUUGGAUUCUUCCAGACCCAGACAUUUUUACAGUUGAUACGAAAAGAAGAAGAUGAGGCGGUGGUGUUGCGUCGCGAUCGGCUGGAACGCAGGCGCGCCGCUGCGGUCACGGUAGAUCAAAAGGAAACUACAGAUGGUUCUUGCACACUUGCAGGUGAACCCGGCGCUAGUGAGACGGUUCCAUUGUCUGAUGCUGACGAAACCUCGAACCCAUCACCACAUAAACCGUCGUGAGAUCAUCAGCACUAAUUAAGUACUUACACAUCGAUCAGGAGUAGCUUCGCAACAUGGAAAAGGAAAU